Messenger RNA from Arachis stenosperma, 6412 nucleotides. RefSeq lists its product as uncharacterized. Bases 223 to 6291 code for a protein of 2022 amino acids. Gene Ontology annotation, molecular function: ADP binding. Lineage: Eukaryota; Viridiplantae; Streptophyta; Magnoliopsida; Fabales; Fabaceae. The transcript is spliced from 8 exons. The record is from RefSeq and is a predicted model, not a curated record.
CCUGAAUUAUUUUAUUAUUAUUAUUAUUAUUAUUGGCUCUUUCUACAUAGAACACUCUUCUAUAUUCAUUGAUGGCUGCAUUUCUCCAUCUACACAUAGUGCAAGCAAUCGGCGUAUAACUCUACUUGUCUUCGUUUAUAGUCUUAAAGGCGUUGAGAUUAUUGAACAUAUCAGAGAAGCGUUUUGGUUGCGGGCUGCAGUUUCUUAAUAACUAUUGAGACAAUGGAAUUUCUUGUGGCAUUAGCAACUGGAGUUGUGACAAAACUUGGGGAGUCAUUAGUAGCACCAAUCACAAACCAAUUUGCAUACAUAAUCCGCUACAAAAGAAAUGUGAAGAAUUUGGAGAGCCAGAGGAAGGAAUUGGAAGGCAAGAAACUUGGAGUGCAAGCAACUGUGGAUGCAGAUAAAAGGAAUUCACAUCAAAUUGCAUCUAAUGUUGAAGAUUGGCUUUGCAAGGUAGACACAAUUGAGAAUGAAUUACAAGGAUUCUAUGAAGAUGAUGAACAAGUGAAAAACAAGUAUCUGAAUUUGGUGUCAUGUUAUUCAUUGAGCAAGAGAGCCAAAAAAUUAUCCAAUGAUAUUAUAAGGCUCAAGGAAGAGAAAUUUGAAAUCAUAUCUUACCCUAAACCCCCACCAAGACUUGGAUCAAGAUUCUUGAAUGGUACUACUAUUAAGAGCUUCCAAACAAGAGAAUCAAUCAUGUGUGAUGUCAUAGAUAAAUUGAAAGAUGAAGAUGUGAAUAGAAUUAGCAUAUGUGGAAUGGGGGGUGUUGGAAAAACAACUUUUGUGAAAGAAGUGAUCAAGAUUUUAGAGGCAGAUAAGUCUUUUGAUGAGGUUGUCAUGGCAGUGGUGUCUCAAACUCCAGAUUGCAGGAAGAUCCAAGGUCAGAUUGCUGAUGCCAUUGGAUUGAAGCUUGACAAGGAAACUGAUCAAGGAAGAGCACUUCAACUGCAUGAUCGAUUGAAGAAUAUUGAUAGUGUUCUGAUAGUGCUAGAUGAUGUUUGGACAGACCUUGAUUUUGAAUCCAUUGGCAUUCCUUCCACAAGUUGCAAGAUCUUAUUCACUUCAAGAAUCCAAGAUGUGUGCAUCAAGAUGAAGAGUCAAAGGAAUUUCACAAUUUCUGUCUUGUCCCGAGACGAAAGCUGGGAUCUUUUCAAUGAGACUAUUGGAGUUAAUCUUGCAGAGAAACCUGACAUCCAUGACAUAGCAAAAGAAAUUGCAAACCAAUGCAGGGGAUUGCCUAUUGCGAUUGUAACAAUAGCGAAAGCAUUGGCGAAUAAAGAGAAGCAUGCUUGGGAGGAUGCAUUGGAGCAACUGAGGAAUUCAUCAGUAGAAUCUUUUCCUGAAAUGCAGACUAGUGUCUUUUCUUGCAUUGAGCUAAGUUACAACUUUCUUGGUGGUGAAGAAAAGUUCUUCCUUUUCCUCUGUUCCUUAUUACCAGAAGACUUUGACAUUCCCAUUGAAGUCCUAUUCAGACAUGGUGUGGGAUUAGGAAUGUUCAAAGGCAUUGAUGCUUUGUGGAAAGUUAGAAACCGGGUGCAUACAAUCGUCGAUAGACUGAAAGAAUGCUUCAUGCUGUUGGAUAGCAAUGUGGAAGAGUGUGUUAAAAUGCAUGAUGUUGUUCGCGAUACUAUCGCCUCUAUAGCAGCAAAAUAUCAUCAUCAUUUGGAGUGUUAUAGCAGUGCAAUCUCACUAAUCUUUGAGAAGAAAACAGAACUUCCUCAUGUUUCAAAUUGUCAAAAGCUGAAGCUUUUACAAGUAUCAUCAAAGGGAAAGGAAUCUGUUCCAGAGAAUUUCUUCCAAGGCAUGAACAAACUCAUGGUACUAAGUCUGCAAAAUGUGUUGAUUCAAUCUAUGCCUUCUACACUUUCAGCUUUGGACAACAUCCACACUCUAAGAUUAGAAGCUUGCAAUGUUGGAGACAUAUCCAUAAUUGGCCAGAAACUCAUGAAAUUGGAGAUUCUAAGCUUUGCUAAAUCAAGUAUCAAGGUAUUGCCAUUAGAAAUUGGGCAACUAACUUUGCUAAGAUUGUUGGAUUUAACUGAAUGCAAUCAUCUUAUUCAAAUUUCUGCUACUGUUUUGGCAAGCUUAUCUAGGCUAGAGGAACUCUAUCUUAGAGUAAGAAAUUUUCCUUCAAAGGAAUCUAAUCAUAUCCUCUUUGAGUUGCAAUGCUUAUCUCAUCAGCUAAAAGUUCUUGAGUUUGCAUUUAUUAUGGUAGAUGAAUUUCUUCCCAAAGACUUAAUCUUCAAAAGCAUUGUAAGAUUUUGGGUCUAUGUGGGAGAUUCAUCUACCAUUUCCCAUGGUCUUGUUCCUAGGGGAUACCUACACCCAAAUGUGCUGACAUUAAAUAACACAUAUUACAGUUACAUCAAGAAGAGUGUGACCAUUCAACAUUUUCUUCAAAGAGUUGAAAUUCUCAGCUUAGAUGAUAUCAAGAACUUAAAAUGUGUCAUAUCAGAUUUAGAUGAAGAGGGAUUUCCACUUCUGAAAAAUCUGAUCAUUGAGUCCUGCAACAAUUUAGAGUAUGCUGCAGAUUCAUGUGAUGAUCAUUGUGUUUUUCCACAAGUUCAAUCAAUUUCUUUGAGGAAUUUGGAGAAUUUAAAAGCAAUAAUAUGUCAUGUGGCCCAUCAUUUGAGUCAAAAGGUUGACUUUAGUGCAUGCCAAUGCUUUGGAAGCCUACAAGUUCUUAAAAUAGAAUAUUGUAAAAGUUUGAAGACCAUCUUCACAUUAUUGUCUCCAAGGAGAACUACUAGUUUGGCCAAACUUCAAUGCUUGCAUGUGGUUGAAAGCCAUGGAAUAGAAUGCAUUGUUUCAAUCAAUACAACCAAAGUUGAUGACUCAAUUAUUGUGUUUUCUAAUUUGGUGGAAUUGAAGCUGCAAGAACUUCCAAAUUUGACUGCAUUCAUCAAAACUAGUAUUAUGCAUCAGCACCAUUCACCUUAUAAGGUUCAAGAAUCCAAUACAUUACUUGAAAACUUUAUUGAACAUGAUCAAGAGUUUUUGGGUGAAGAUAUGUUCAUUGGUUCUGCACUUUUUGAAUCUAAUUCAUUGCAAUUGUUUCCAAAGUUAGAGAAAAUUUUGCUACGGGCAUGUUCAUCAUUAAACAUAGUUUUUGAUAUGAAACCAUCACAAUCAGAAGAUCAACAUGUGGAUAAUGCUGCAUUUUUUGCUCAACUAAAAGAGCUAGAGUUAUCAUGGCUUAAUAAUCUAAACCACAUUUGGGGUUCUGUUCCAAGCAACAUUCAAGGCUUUCAUAAACUGAAAUCAAUCAAAGUUGCAAACUGUGAUUCUUUGGAAUAUAUAUUUACUCCCAGCAUUGUAAGAGCUCUUACUCAACUUGAGAAAUUGGUGAUACAAAGUUGCAUGUCCCUAGAGAAAUUUGUUGGGAAUGAACAAGGCCAACAUGUGGAAACCCUUGUGUUUGUUCAAUUGGAAUCUUUAACACUUAAGGAUCUUCCACAGCUUGUGAAUUUUGGUCCAAAUUCUUACAUGAUAUUGUGGCCAGCUAUGAAGUCUUUAUGCAUUGAUGGUUGCCCCUUGCUCAAGGCAUCUAAUGUAUGUGUACAAGAAGAGAAUUUCAAUGUCAUAUCCAAUUCAAUAACAUCCCAUGAUGUUGGAACUACUACUUCUAUGGAAGAUUCUCCUAGUCUGAGGUUUCUUCAAUGUUGUUUUGGAGGCACAAAGGAAUUGUUAGUUUCCAAUUCAAAGGCAAAGGACUUGAAAAUGGAGGAAGGUGUUGUUGAUGCUAAGGAAAUCAAUUUCUUCAAUGAAAUGGGAGGAUCUCCAAUGCCAAUUUUGGAACAUGUUAUAAUAAAAGGAUGGGAUUCCCUAGAUGUCUUAUUUCACCUUAAACAAAGUGAAGAUUCUAAUAAUACCAUUGUUGUCAAUUGUUUGGUGAAACUUAUGACAAUGCAAUUACCAUCAAGCCCUUUAGGUGUCAUUGCAUUCAAUAACAUCACUCUCUUAAGUUUAGAAGGUUGUCAUAGAUUGAGAUAUAUAUGCUCAUAUUCCAUAGCAAAGUUUCUUGUCAAGUUACAAGAAAUAAAAGUAUCAAACUGUAAGGUGGUUGAGCAAUUAUUCCAAAGUGAAGAGCAUGAGAUUUGUGUUGAUUAUUUAGAAUGGCCAUCAUUGAAGAGAAUUAGCGUCAUCAAUUGUAGCAUGCUUGAAGUUGUGAUUAGUAAAGUGGAAGAAGGGAAGAUAAAUAGUUUCAUCAUCACCUCAUUUGCUCAAUUACAGUCUCUUACACUGACCCAUUUACCAAAUGUUAUAAGCUUUUGCAAUAAUACCUUUUUGGAGAAUGGCCAUGGGAAUGAGUAUUUCAAACAAGAUCAUGAGAGAGCAAGUAGUAGUGAGGAAGAAAGAAACACAAGGCUUGAUGCUCCACUCAUAAAUGGGUUCCAAUUUCCAAACCUAAGACACAUAGCAAUAAUGGGAUGCAACAAAAUGAGUUGCUUAUUCUCUCCUUCAACUUCAAAAAGCCUUGUUCAUUUGCAAGUUCUAGAGAUAUGUGGCUGUGGAGACAUAGAAGAAAUAGUAUCUUUUGAAGACACUAAUAAAGUGAUGAGUGUAAUAAGUAGUAAGAUUGUGUUUCACAACUUGCAGCAUCUAAAACUUGAAAAUCUACCAAAGCUCAAGGCCUUUUGCAAGGGUUCAUAUGACUUUGAUUUUCCAUUAUUACAUGAAGUAUUCUUAAAAAAUUGCCACAUGAUGGAGAUAUUUUCAUUUGGGUCUUCAUACACUCCAAAGUUGGAUAAAGUAACCAUGGAAAUUGGAAAUGUUGCCAAGAACAUAUGGAUGGGAGAUCUAAAUGCUACUAUGCCACUAUGUAAAGAAAUGUUGACAUUUCAAACUUCAGAAACACUUAGAUGGAUCAAGCAACAUUCAUGGGCACUAAGAUACUUGACCAAAGAAAAGGAGUUAACUAUUGAAGGUUUUCAAAGGCUUCUAAAUCUUGUUCCCUCCAAUGUGAUGCACCUAUUUCAAAACCUAAAUCAACUCACAAUUAAAGAUUGUGAUUCACUAGUAGAGGUGUUUGAAUCACAAGGAAUAAUAAUGAUGAACAAAAAAGAAGUCACAAACUAUGAGUUACAAUCAAUGAGCUUGCAACAUCUUCCAAAGUUGACCCACAUAUGGAAAAUUCAUGGUGGUGUUUUGGGAUUCAAAAAGCUAAGAGUACUCAAAGUUGAACAUUGUGGCAGUUUGUGUAGCUUGUUUUCUCCAUCCAUGGCCAAAAGCCUAGUGCAACUUUGGCACCUAAGAGUACAUAAUUGCCACAUGAUGGAGGAGAUAAUUGAAGAAUCAUCAUCAUCAUCAAAUGAGGACAAGAUUAUUGUAUUUCCAUUGUUGAAUAAGUUGGAGCUUCGUCAUCUUACCAACUUCAAGUGUUUUUCCUCCCAAAGAACCUUAGAUAUUGAGCUUCCUUCUUGUGAAGAAAUGGUGAUUGAAAAAUGUCCAAAUAUGACAAGCUUUUGCUAUGGAGAUGUUAAAACACCAAAGCUUCUUCAGAUAUAUAAAGGUUCAUAUGAGUAUGUUGACUUGAUGGUUGACCUUAAUGUCACCAUCCAUUAUGCUAAUAACAACUCCAAGGUUCCACAACAAACCUUAGAGAGAAGCAGAUUCAUAGAGCAAGAUCAUCAUCUCCUUGAUUACUUAAGAAGUCAAACAGAGCUGUUUGUGGAAGAUAGUGAAACACUGUUGCAUUGUGUUCCAUUCAACAUGUUUCAUAGGUUCCAACACAUAAAACAACUAAAGGUACGAGAAUGUGGUUCAAUUGUUGAGAUCUUUGAAUCAAAAUCAAAUGGUGAUGAUGAUGAUGAAGGUUAUUGUUACCCCAAAACAUUUUACAAUUACAACAUGCAAGAGCUACAUCUUUAUGCUCUUCCCAAGUUGAUGCACAUAUGGAGAGAAAACCAUGGAAGAAUCUUAACCUUUGGAAAUCUUAGAAAGCUAAAGAUUGGAUUUUGUGGCGGUUUGAAAAGCCUGCUUUCUCCUUCCAUAGCUAGAGGCCUUUCUCAACUCCAAGAGUUUUCAGUACAUGAAUGUGAGGAGUUGGAGAAAAUAAUCAGCGAUGAAGAAUCAAUCCACAAUGUGAAGAUUAUUGAAUUCCCAUCAUUGCAAUGGUUAACUCUUUAUCAACUUCCAAGCCUUGGGUGUUUUUGUUCAAGUUCUUAUCAUUUUGAGUUGCCAUCCUGCCAUGACAUAAUUAUCAAAGAAUGCCCCAAAAUUGAAGCUUGUUGCAAAGGAAUAACUAGUGUUGUCAGAACCGGAUCGAACCGUCCAGUUGGAUUGUAAAACUGGUGAACCAGUGAUAGAAUCGAUCCGGGCGAGCUUUUUGAUCGGACAAAAAAGCGAACCGAAAUGACCCAGUUUGAACCAAAUAACCAAAAUUUUCCAAAAUUGAAGCUUUUGUAAG